AACACGAACAUCAAAACCGUGAUGUAUCAUGGGUAAAUUGUGACAAGGCUGUCUAGGUCUCUCCUUCUGACCUUCUGCAAACGGUUUUGAAGAGAGUCGAGUGGACCGUUCUUUGUUCGUUAUACCCAUAGAGAUAGAUACAGGACUCAUCUUUAUAUCUGUGCCAUUGUAGCGUUUGUAGUUUAGGAAUGGGAAUCGCCAUUGCGGCUACAACUCCUAGGAAUCCCGGUUUAUACCUCAUUGGAGAGGACGCGAAGUGGAAGCAAUUGAGAUUGCCCCAAAAGUAACCAGAACAUUCCCCCAAUGCAUUGUGGGUGUGUAGUGUUUGCUAACUUUCACGACAUUGCAGCAUAGACGGGCCACCUUCAUCAAGGUCUGGGGUGUAGACCUAUCCAGUGACUAACUUGUCAGGCAGAAUGGAUCCCAUGUCUGGUUCAACAGUUAAAGCAGAGGGCUUUGUGGUCGCUCACCCCUAUGCUGGCUCACCACCCCAGGGAUGCCCCAUGCAAAAGGAGACAAAACCAAGUGCACCAUUACCACCACCAGAGUGUCCCAUGAACAAGGCAUCUACCUCGGACCAGGUUGAGUGCACGGCCCCCCCAACAGCCCCAGCUUCAGACCAGGCAGGGCCAACACAUCAGGAUCGGGCAUACGAGUUUGUGGAGUGCCCCAUGAAAGCAGCCAACAGAGAGAAAUUUGUGUCUGACAUCGAUAUAGCAAACAUGAUGCCGCCACCCAAUCAGCAGCCUGCCCCAGGUCAGCCCUUUAAUCUGUCAGUGAACAGAGAGGAGUCCCAGAUCCCCCGGGGUGGUACAGAUCAGAACUGGGUCUACCCCUCGGAACAGAUGUUCUGGAAUGCCAUGCUGAGGAAAGGAUGGCACUGGAAGGAUGAAGAUCUUGGUCAAAAAGACAUGACAAACAUCAUCAAGAUUCACAACCAGAACAAUGACCAGGCAUGGCAGGAGAUCCUCAAAUGGGAACAAUUCCAUAAGAAGGAAUGUCCAUGCGGACCCUCCCUGUUACGGUUUGGAGGCAAAGCAAAAGAAUUCACUCCUAGAGCCAGAUUUCGCCACUGGAUGGGGUAUGGCUUACCGUUUGACAGGCACGACUGGAUCGUAGACCGCUGUGGAAAGGAGGUGCGCUAUGUGAUUGACUAUUACGAUGGCGGUGAGAUCAAUAAGCAGAACCUUACCAUCCUGGACGUGCGUCCUGCCUUUGACUCCCUCAGCGCCGUGUGGGACCGUAUGAGAGUGGCCUGGUGGCGCUGGACCUCCUCUUAAACCCCAACACUCCCCACACUAAUAGCCUGAUCCCAGAUCUGUAUGAUGUCAUGCCAUUCAAUGAUAGUCAGAGAAGUUGGCUAAAUCACAUACAGAUCUGGGACAAGGCUAUCUACUACCACUUAAGAUUCACAGGGUUGAAUACCGUCUCUAUGUUCUCAUUCAUUGAUUUGAGGGAGUACUAAUGUAUUUAUUGACCAGACUCUGGCACUCUGCUAAUAACUAAACUUUUAAUUGACAGCUAGAUUGGUUUCAUUGCUUGAAGUGAACUGUUUUGAUAGACUUUGAGUCCACACGCAAUCACAUGUAUAUUUACUCACUGUAAAAAUGGUUUGUUUGGGAGGACACACUAAUUGGUGGCUUUUCUUUAGUGAAUCUUUUCUCCUAAGUUGAUAAAAUGGAACUGUUUGCUAUUUGUAUCCCGUAUUAUGUUUCAAGUAAAGGCAUGUUUGUAUGGUGUUGUUUUAAGUUAAAUGGAGGGCUACGGGUAUUUGUGGGUUUGUAGCAUGUAUUUAAAGUGUCCCAAUGACUAAAUGCAUCAACUCCCAGGUCAAUGGAAGCAACCAUUUGGAAUGGAUUCUCAAUGAAGACAAAUUGAUAAUGUAUUGUCCCAGAUAAAACAGGUUAAUGUGUA
Molecule: messenger RNA, 1914 nt
Organism: Oncorhynchus keta (chum salmon)
Lineage: Eukaryota; Metazoa; Chordata; Actinopteri; Salmoniformes; Salmonidae
Product: holocytochrome c-type synthase-like
Exons: 7
Coding region: 417-1280 (287 amino acids)
Biological process (GO): cytochrome c-heme linkage
Cellular component (GO): mitochondrion
Molecular function (GO): holocytochrome-c synthase activity
Source: RefSeq, a predicted model, not a curated record